AUGGGUAAAACACCAUCACCACCCUUGGAAGAAACCACAGGAUUCUCCCUCUCUCCAUUAUGGAAUUGGCUACAAGAAAACAUUGUCAAUACGAAUCCAAAUUCUUGGCUUUCAGAAUACGUAGCUCCAACCUGGCAAAACAUCUUGUGGACUAUCUUUGCCAUUUGCCUGAUACUAGGAACACUUACCUUUUGGAAACGAACUUUUCGGUCAAUUAAGAAAGUCAUCCUGUUCGCUAAUAUACUCCUUAUGCUUUACAAGAAGGGCUCGGAACUUUUUCAAGAUAUAGUGUCCAGUGGUGGAGAAAUAAACUCUAGAUCUGCGAUGAAUCAAGAAAACCAUAACAUGUUGGUCACCCUGAACCUGCAGGAGAAAAUCCUCAAAAAGCUGCAGAUGGUAGAGGGCAAAGUGAAAGACUUGGAGGAUUUGAUCAUAGCCUACAAAAACAAGAAGAAUUUCACAGGGCCCUAUUGUAACUGCUCAGACUGUCAGAGUCCCAUGCCUACUUCUGGAUUUACCUCAACAUCUGAAACAUGA
Messenger RNA from Gracilinanus agilis (Agile Gracile Mouse Opossum), 537 nucleotides. It is a transcript of the gene TMCO2, whose product is annotated as transmembrane and coiled-coil domains 2. Gene Ontology annotation, cellular component: nucleus. The record is from RefSeq and is a predicted model, not a curated record. The transcript has 2 exons. Lineage: Eukaryota; Metazoa; Chordata; Mammalia; Didelphimorphia; Didelphidae. Bases 1 to 537 code for a protein of 178 amino acids.